Orcinus orca (killer whale) is the source of this 6724-nucleotide messenger RNA. It is a transcript of the gene NOTCH4, whose product is annotated as notch receptor 4. Bases 147 to 6125 code for a protein of 1992 amino acids. Gene Ontology annotation, cellular component: protein-containing complex; plasma membrane. NCBI's taxonomy places the organism in Eukaryota, Metazoa, Chordata, Mammalia, Artiodactyla, Delphinidae. Gene Ontology annotation, biological process: cell differentiation; regulation of DNA-templated transcription; Notch signaling pathway. The transcript is spliced from 30 exons. Gene Ontology annotation, molecular function: protein binding; calcium ion binding; signaling receptor activity. The record is from RefSeq and is a predicted model, not a curated record.
ACAGCUCAGACGUGAGGUUCGCAGCAGGCCGAAGAGGAGGAAGAAGGGGCCGUGGGAGCAGAGUGGGUGGUUAUUGCCUCAGUGAGGGCUCUGAGGGUCCCACUGGAAGAGGCAGGGGGGAUCUGGGCUUGGGCAGGGGCUCUGGAAUGCAGCCCCCUUCACUGCUGCUGCCGCUGCUGCUGCUGCUGUGUUGGUCAGUCGUCCAGACCAGAGGGCUGCAGUGCGGGAGUUUCCCAGAACCCUGUGCCAAUGGAGGCACCUGCCUGAGCCUAUCUCAGGGGCAAGGGACCUGCCAGUGUGCCCCUGGCUUCCUGGGUGAGACAUGCCAGUUUCCGGACCCCUGCCAGGGUGCCCAGCUCUGCCAGAAUGGAGGCAGCUGCCAAGCCCUGCUUCCCACCCUUCCCAGCCCCCCCAGCCCUCCCUCUCCCUCGGCCCCCAGCUUCCUCUGCACCUGCCCCUCUGGCUUCACUGGUGAGAGAUGCCAGGCCCAGCUCAAGGACCCCUGUUCCUCCUUCUGUUCCAAAAUGGGCCGCUGCCACGUCCAGGCCUCGGGCCGCCCACAGUGCUCCUGCAUGCCGGGAUGGACAGGUGAGCGCUGCCAGCUCCGGGACUUCUGCUCAGCCAACCCCUGCGUCAACGGAGGGGUGUGUCUGGCCACAUACCCCCAGAUCCAGUGCCGCUGCCCACCUGGCUUCGAGGGCCAUGCCUGCGAACGCGAUGUCAACGAGUGUUUCCUGGACCCAGGACCCUGCCCCAAGGGCACCUCCUGCCAUAACACCCUGGGGUCCUUCCAGUGCCUCUGCCCUGCUGGGUGGGGGGGUCCACGCUGUGAGCUCCGGCCAGGACCCUGCCCCCCCAGGGGCUGUCCCAGUGGGGGCACCUGUCAAGUGGUUCCAGGGAGAGACUCCACCUUCCACCUCUGCCUGUGUUCCCCAGGUUUCACAGGCCCAAGCUGUGAGGUGAAUCCAGAUGACUGUGUCGGGCACCAGUGUCAGAACGGGGGCACCUGUCAGGAUGGGCUGGGCACCUACACGUGCCUCUGCCCAGAGGCCUGGGCAGGCUGGGAUUGCUCUGAAGAUGUGGACGAAUGUGAGGCUCAGGGUCCCCCUCGCUGCAGAAACGGGGGUACCUGCCAGAACUCAGCUGGCGGCUUCCAUUGUGUGUGUGUGAGCGGCUGGGGGGGCACGGGCUGCGAGGAGAACCUGGACGACUGUGUUGCCGCCACCUGUGCCCCAGGUUCCACCUGCAUCGACCGUGUGGGCUCCUUCUCCUGCCUCUGCCCACCUGGCCGCACAGGCCUCCUGUGCCACAUGGAGGACAUGUGUCUGAGCCAGCCGUGCCACCGGGAAGCCCAGUGCAACACCAACCCCCUGAGGGGCUCCACAUUCUGCGUGUGUCAGCCUGGCUACACGGGGCCCACUUGCCACCAGGACCUGGACGAGUGUCAGAUGGCCCAGCAAGGCCCCAGUCCCUGUGAACACGGCGGCUCCUGCCUCAACACGCCCGGCUCCUUUGACUGCCUCUGUCCCCCUGGCUACACGGGAUCCCGCUGCGAGGCCGAUCACAAUGAGUGCCUGUCGCAGCCCUGCCACCCUGGCAGCACCUGCCUGGACUUGCUCGCCACCUUCCAGUGCCUCUGCCCACCAGGCUUAGAAGGGCGGCUCUGUGAGGUAGAGACAGACGAGUGCGCCUCUGCCCCUUGCCUGAACCAGGCUGACUGCCACGACCUGCUCAAUGGCUUCCGGUGCGUCUGCCGGCCCGGAUUCACUGGCCCCCGGUGUGAGGAGGACAUCAACGAGUGCAGAAGCUCUCCCUGCGCCAACGGUGGGCAGUGCCAGGACCAGCCUGGAUCCUUCCAUUGCAAGUGUCUCCCAGGCUUUGAAGGCCCACGCUGUCAGGCGGAGGUGGACGAGUGUCUGAGUGGCCCAUGCCCCACUGGAGCCAGCUGCCUUGACCUCCCAGGAGCUUUCCUUUGCCUCUGCCCAUCUGGCUUUACAGGUCAUCUCUGUGAAAUUCCCCUGUGUGCCCCCAACCUGUGCCAGCCCAAGCAAAGAUGCCAGGAUCCGGAGGAAGAGGCCCACUGCCUCUGCCCCAGUGGAAGCCCUGGCUGUGCCCCAGCUGAAGACAACUGCACCUGCCACCAUGGGCACUGCCAGAGAUCCUCGUGUGUGUGUGAUGUGGGUUGGACAGGACCGGAGUGUGACACAGAGCUGGGGGGUUGCGUCUCCACACCCUGUGCCCACGGAGGGACCUGCCACCCCCAACCCUUUGGCUUCAACUGCACCUGCCCCGCAGGUUACACAGGGCCCACUUGCAGCGAGGAGGUGACAGCUUGUCACUCAGGGCCCUGUCUCAACGGUGGUUCCUGUAGCCCCAGCCCUGGGGGCUACUCCUGCACCUGCCCUCUGAGCCACACCGGGCUCCGCUGCCAGACCAGCAUUGACCACUGUGCCUCUGCACCGUGCCUCAAUGGGGGCACCUGUGUGAACAGGCCCAGCACCUACUCCUGCCUCUGCACCACGGGCUUCCAGGGCCUACGCUGCGAGGGAAGGAUCCGUCCCAGCUGUGCGGACAGCCCCUGUAGGAACAGGGCAACCUGCCAAGACGGCCCUCAGGGUCCCCACUGCCUCUGUCCCCCUGGCUACACAGGAGGCAGCUGCCAGAUGCUGAUCGACUCAUGCGCUCAGAAGCCCUGUCCACACAAUUCCCACUGCCUCCAGACUGGGCCCUCCUUCCAGUGCCUGUGCCUCCAGGGAUGGACUGGGCCUCUCUGCAACCUACCGCUGUCCUCCUGCCAGAAGGCUGCUCUGAGCCAAGGCACAGAAGUCUCUUCCGUGUGCCAGAAUGGAGGCAUCUGCAUCGACAGCGGCCCCUCCCAUUUCUGCCACUGUCCCCCUGGAUUCCAAGGCAGUAUAUGCCAGGAGAGGGUGAACCCCUGUGAGUCCAGGCCCUGCCAGCACGGGGCCACCUGCAUGGCCCAACCUAAUGGUUAUUUCUGCCAGUGUACACCAGGCUACAGUGGACAGAACUGCUCAAAGGAACCUGACGCUUGUCAAUCCCAGCCCUGUCACAACCAUGGAACGUGCACCCCCAAACCUGGAGGCUUCCACUGUGCCUGCCCUCCAGGCUUUGUGGGGCUGCGCUGUGAGGGGGACGUGGAUGAAUGUCUGGACCAGCCCUGUAACCCCACAGGCACUGCAGCCUGCCACUCUCUGGCCAAUGCCUUCUACUGCCAGUGUCUGCCUGGACACACAGGCCAGUGGUGUGAAGUGGAGCUAGACCCCUGCCAGAGCCAGCCCUGCUCCCACGGAGGGUCUUGUGAGGCCACAGCAGGACCACCCCCAGGAUUCACCUGCCACUGCCCCCAGGGUUUUGAAGGCCCCACCUGCAGCCACAGAGCCCCCUCCUGCGGUCUCCAUCACUGCCACCACGGUGGCCUGUGUCUGCCCUCCCACAAGCCUGGAUUCCCACCCCGCUGUGCCUGCCUCAAUGGCUAUGGGGGCCCUGACUGCCUGACCCCACCCGUCCCUCCAGGCUGUGGCCCUCCUUCUCCAUGCCUACACAAUGGCAGCUGCUCAGAGACCCCUGGGCUGGGGGGCCCAGGCUUUCGAUGCUCCUGCCCUCCCAGCUCUCCAGGGCCCCGGUGUCAGAGGCCUGGAGCAAAGGGAUGUGAGGGCAGAAGUGGAGAUGGGGCCUGCGACGCUGGCUGCAGCGGCCCAGGAGGAAAUUGGGAUGGUGGGGACUGCUCCCUGGGGGUCCCAGACCCCUGGAAGGGCUGCCCCUCCCAUUCUCGGUGCUGGCUUCUCUUCCGGGAUGGGCAGUGCCAUCCACAGUGUGACUCUGAAGAGUGUUUGUUUGACGGCUAUGACUGUGAGACUCCUCUAGCCUGCAUUCCAGUCUAUGACCAGUACUGCCGUGAUCACUUCCACAAUGGACACUGUGAGAAGGGCUGCAACACUGCAGAAUGUGGCUGGGAUGGGGGCGACUGCAGGCCCGAAGACGGGGAUUCGGAGUGGGGGCCCUCCCUGGCCCUGCUGGUGGUGCUGAGCCCCUCAACCCUGGACCAGCAGCUGCUUGCCCUGGCCCGGGUGCUGUCCCUGACUCUGAGGGUAGGGCUUUGGGUAAGGAAAGAUAGUGAUGGCAGGAACAUGGUGUACCCCUAUCCUGGAGCCCAGGCCGAAGAGGAGCUAGGAGGAGCCCCAGACCCCUCUCACCAUGAGAGAGCAACCCCUCAAACACAGCCUACAGGCAAGGAGACGGACUCCCUCAGCACUGGGUUUGUGGUGGUGAUGGAUGUGGACUUGUCCCGCUGUGGCCCCGACCAUCCUGCAUCCCGCUGUCCCUGGGACCCUGGGCUCCUGCUCCGCUUCCUUGCUGCGAUGGCCGCAGUGGGGGCCCUGGAGCCCCUACUGCCAGGACCCCUGCUGGCUGCCCACCCUCGUGCAGGCACCGAGCCCCCCGCCAACCAGCUUCCCUGGCCUGUACUGUGCUCGCCGGUGGCCGGGGUGCUUCUCCUGGCCCUCGGGGCUCUUCUCGUCCUCCAGCUCAUCCGCCGGAAGCGCCGAGAGCAUGGGGCCCUCUGGCUGCCCCCUGGGUUCACUCGAAGGUCUCAGACUCAGCCAGUUCCCCGCCGACGCCGGCCCCCGCUGGGCGAGGACAGCAUCGGCCUCAAGGCACUGAAACCAGAGGCAGAAGUUGAUGAGGAUGGAGUUGUGAUGUGCUCGGGCCCCAAGGAAGGAGAAGAGGCGGACCAGGCUGAAGAAAUGGCCUCACCCUCCAAGUGCCAGCUCUGGCCUCUGAGUAGUGACUGUCAGGAGCUCCCCCAGGCAGCCAUGCUGACUCCUCCCCAGGAUUCUGAGAUGGAUGUCCCUGAUGUGGACACCCGUGGACCUGAUGGGGUGACACCCCUGAUGUCAGCAGUCUGCUGUGGGGGAGUGGAGUCCAGGACCUAUCAGGAGACAUGGCUGGGAAGCCCUGAGCCCUGGGAACCUCUGCUGGGUGGAGGGGCCUGUCCCCAGGUUCACACCGUGGGCACUGGGGAGACUCCCCUGCACCUGGCUGCUCGAUUCUCCCGGCCAACCGCUGCCCGCCGCCUCCUUGAGGCAGGAGCCAACCCCAACCAGCCAGACCGGGCAGGGCGCACCCCGCUUCACACCGCUGUGGCCGCUGAUGCUCAGGAGGUUUGCCAGCUCUUACUCCGCAGCAGACAGACUGCAAUAGAUGCGCGGACAGAGGAUGGGACCACAGCCCUGAUGCUGGCCGCCAGGCUAGCUGUUGAGGACCUGGUUGAAGAACUGAUUGCAGCCCAAGCAGAUGUGGGGGCCAGAGAUAAAUGGGGAAAAACCGCGCUGCACUGGGCCGCCGCCGUGAACAACGCCCGGGCCGCCCGCUCCCUUCUCCAGGCCGGAGCCGAUAAAGACGCACUGGACGGCAGGGAGCAGACGCCGCUGUUCCUGGCGGCCCGAGAAGGAGCCAUGGAGGUAGCCCAGCUGCUGCUGGGGCUGGGAGCCGCCCGAGAGCUGCGGGACCAAGCCGGGCUAGCGCCCGGGGACAUCGCACGCCAGCGCAACCACUGGGAUCUGCUGACGCUGCUGGAAGGGGCGGGACCACCAGAGGCUCGUCACAAAGCGACGCCGGGCCGCGGCGCCGGCGCCUUGCAGCGCGCGCGGACUGCAUCAGGAAGCGUGCCCCCGCGUGGGGGCGGGGCUCAGCCGCGCUGCCGGACGCUGUCAGCCGGAGCCUAUCCUCAAGCCCGGACUUUGUCCGUAGACUUGGCCGCCCAUGGGGGCGGGGCCUAUUCCCACUGCCGAAGCCUAUCGAAAGGAGCAGGAGAAGGCCCGCCCCUCCGCGGCCGUAGGUUUUCUGCAGGCAUGCGCGGGCCUCCGUCCAACCCUGCAAUAGUGCGAGGAAGAUCCGGGGUCGCGGCCGGGAGCGGGGGUGUGGCCUCGGCUGUUGACUGGCCCUGCGAUUGGGUGGCUCUAGGAGCCUGCGGCCCCGCCUCCAACACUCCAAUCCCGCCUCCUUGCCUCACUCCGUCCCCUGAGCGGGGAUCCCCUCAAGUUGCAUGGGGUCCCCCAGCCCACCAAGUAAUACCCUUAAAUGCGGGAGGCGAGGGUGAGAAAUAAAAGGCUGCAUGUCAGGGAGGGAUUCUAAAAGAGAGUACUCAUUAAAUGACAAGCAGUAUGGAAGGCCUCCAGAUUUUAAGAUCCUUGAGCCUCCAAAGUGAGGGGUCAUGAGUGUAGUGUCUCUCCCAAAAUGGUGUAUGCCACAUCGUCUUCCACGUGGAGAAACUGCAGCCCUGGAAAGAGGGUUCGGGGUGCUGGGAUGAAGCAGGCCCAGCCUCUCUCACAGAAAAUAAGGAUGAGGUGUUACAGGAGGAUGGAGUGGAAUGGGAGAAGUACCCCUGAACCAAGAACUGCAGACAGAUAGAAUGUAAGAUGUUCUUUCCUGUAUACUGUUUCCAAAGGGAGCCUCUAUCGCCUGUAACCCCCACUACCCACAAACGGCUGACAGAUAUUUAUUGAGCACCUCCUGUGUGCCAGGCACUGUGUAGGCACAGAAGGCAGGGCCAAGGGUCACUCCAGCUGAUGACUCCUUGCAUUCUCCCCACCUCACCCCACCCCCAAACAAACCAUUGCAGGGAUGAAGUGCCACUCUUCUAGCCGCCACUAUAGCUAAGAACUCCAAAUCUGUCACCCCAUAAUAAAGCUGAUUUGAAGUGUUA